AUUUGUGUACCCAUAGGACGCUGAGAGAUGUAUUAUUUUUGAGUGUAAAUGUUUUUUAAACCUCCUGGUUUUUGAGUCUUUCUGCUGUAAGCAAGGGUAAGAAUACAUCCAGAAAGGAUGAUGCGCUACUGGGGUGAACUCCCAGUUGCAUCCGCCCCUCCAGGCCGGAGCUCCUUUGACCUUUUACAAAGAGAAUUUCGCCAAGUAGAGAUGCAAGACCCUCCGCUGCACCAGCCAUCAGCACAGCGGCCGCGGCCCACCACCAUGCUGGACAUCCCCUCAGAGCCCUGCAGCCUCACCAUCCACACAGUGCAGCUCAGCCAGCACGCCCGGCGCCUCCGCAGCCUCCUCACCGCAGCACAGCUCGGCCAGCAGCCUCUGGCAGCUUUAUCAGACGCGCAGGGCCUGCUGAGACCAGAGGACGGGGAUUCACUGCCCCCACGGCCGGUUACUCCAGCAGUACCUGACGAUCUCUUGCCUCUGGACAGUAAAGCUCCCUGUGAACCCUUCCAGCUCCGGCACAGCGACCCAGAGAGCCACUUCUACAAAGGUGAAGGGGAGCCGGUGACGGAGUUGAGCUGGCCCUCCUGCCGUCAGCUCCUCUACCAGUCGGUUGCUACAGUCUUGGCUCACGCUGGCUUUGAGUCUGCGAACGAGAGCGUGCUGGAGACCCUGACUGACCUGGUUCAUGAGCACUACCUGCGGCUGACCCGGCUCCUCCGGGUGGCGGUGGACCGCGAGGCUCGUCUCGGCUCGACCGCCUUCCCCGACGUGGUGGAGCAGGUCUUUCAUGAGGUGGGCAUUGGAAGCGUGCUUGCCCUGCAGCGCUUCUGGCAAGUCCGCAUCAAAGACUACCACAGCUACAUGCUGCAGGUCAGUAAGGAACUUUCAGAGGAGUAUGAGAGGUUGGUAAACCCUGAGAAGGCUCUGGAAGACUCCAAACCACUGAAGGUUAAAGAAGAACCUGUGAGUGACAUAGCCUUCCCUCAGAGUGAAGAGCCGGAGGCAGACCUGGCCUCGGGUGACCAGGCCCUGCCCAUCGGAGUGCUGGGUACAUCCAAUGAAAGACUUACUGGAGGUCUGGAGGAGGGACACUCCCCUCACACCUCAGCUCCAGCAGGAAACAACUCCCCCUUGUGGCAGCUGUCACAGGUAAAGAUGGAGCCUCAGGACAAUGAGGAGGGCCAGGUGUCGGGUCACGGCGUUCUCAGUGGGGAUGUGUUUGAGGAAGGUCCCAUGUCCACCAUGAGUGAAGCGGGCAUGGCUCCGUCCCCCGGCGGCUCGGACGGCAGCUACGGCUCGCACUCGCCGGACUCGCUGAUGGGCACCUCGCCUUUCAACCAGAGGCCCAAGAAACGAAUGAGGAAAGUGUGAGCGUUUGUGGAGGGACUAAUGGAGUGUCUGGUCUGUUUGUGAUGAGCAUUUCCUUUUGUGAUGUUUUGCGUUUGGUCCAGCAGACAAUGGAUUAUGUGUGUGGAUGUGUGUGUGUGUGCAUGAGAUUGUGGUUAAAUGAGAGUAAUCUCUAGCGAGCGGCUGCUGGUCACUGUUUUACCCACUUACUGUGUUGGCCAAUUACUUGUUUGUCAUGGUAAAAUUUGCAUCUGUUAAUUGUAAUGGAACGAUCCAGGAAUCACAACAUUGGGAGUAAUUAUAGCCUGACGUCUGCUUCAAAACACACAGGGACAUCAAUCAGGGGAUAAUGGCAAAUUAAUUACAGCUUGCAUAAUUCUGCAUAUUAAGGCAGCAAGGCUUUUUGGUACCUGUUAGCAUAUUUCCAGUUUGUCACAGUGGAUGCAGACUAUUGUUUCCAAGCCACCUGCCUAAAAAAAAUUAAACACCACGGAGACUGAAUGAGAAUGUCAAUACCUCUUUCCAGCCUUCCCAAUUAUACCAGCAACAUGUGGUACCAUGCAAUUUUCCAAUUAAUCUGAUAUUAACUUUUGACUGCGACUCAUAAAGAACUCAUAAAACUUGUAAAACUUGUGUAAACAUUUCUGCUAUCUUAUUUUAUCAGCUUGGCAUGUUGUAUAUAUUGGGGAUGCACUGAAUACUUGCUAAAUUAAAUUAUUUGGCUGAAAAUAGACAAUAUAAAAGAGAAUAAAUUAAAAUUGCAUCCAUCUGGCAUUGUAAAAAUGUCCUAUGUUCAAUAAAUAUUUCUAAAUUGUAGUUUUGUAAUUGCUUUUCUAUGAAAGACAAGACUAAAUGAAUUUACUCUAUUUGAUUUAUGCAAUGGUGAAAAAAAAAAAGCUUUGUUAGGUCUUUAUCCAAAUGUUUCAUUUUGUUUGAUUUUGGCCAAACAUGUUUAUUUUGUGCAUCCCCAAUAUGUAAGCUGAGCUAAUGCUCCUGUCAAUAAAAGAGCCAGAGAGCUUAUUUACGUCAGAACAGUCUCUGUUUGUAUGAUAUCAGGCUAAAGUCUAAAGUCCAUCAUCAAGAACCAAAACCAAAAAGAGAAUGAAAAUUCAAUAGCAAGAAAGUAAUGUUUGCUAGUUUGUUUAUAUAGCGAUGCUUUAUGUAUCUAGACUUAUUUUGUAUAAGUACAUAUUGUUUGUUACAUUUAUGUGUAAUGGGUCUAUUUGUGAAGUUAAUUUUUGUAUGUAAAUUUUAUUUUCUAGAGUAAAAAAGACUUUCACAAACUUCUGUUUUUUGCACUGAUAAUUAUUUAUUUAUUUAUUGCUCACAAAACUUAUGCUCUUAUGCAAAUAACACACAGGAUUUGUCCGGUAGAUCCGAGACUAGAAGACUGUUGUCUUUCUGUAGACAAUCCGCUGCUGUCAGACGCAGGCAAAUUUCUCUCCUGGAAACUGUUUAUUUGUGUGAGUAAAUAGCUUCGGUUUAUUUACAGUAAGCUUAGAUUUCCAAUAUUUUCAACAGCUUUGUUAGCAGCAGCGUUUAGUGCUAGUAAAUGCCGCCUGGUAGCACUAGACUGAGGACCCCUGAGUGUUCCUUUAAGCCAGUGUUCGUUUUAACAUGGUAUACACAUGGACUACAGUCUGUUUUGUUUGCCUCUGAACUGCAAAUAAGCUAACGCUGCGGUUAGCGGCUAAUGCUAAUGCUGCUCCAGCUUCAGUGCUGGAGAAACGUCAUUAACUCCCUUUAUAAUAAUGUACUUUAGCGGAGUGGCUUUACUGAUCCUUACAACCUGACUGGUAAAAUUCACACACACAAAAAUAAUACUGUACCUAAUUGCUGUUUUCUUAUUAUUUUCUACUACUACUACUACUACUUUUAAUAAUGUAGUUUAUUUUUCCCCACAAACACCCUGCCCUAAUCAGAGGAUCAUUAGUCAAUUACAGUAUUAAGUCAGACCCAUAAAAUACAGUGAGUAAACAUACUACAACUAAAUAGCACUAAAAAACAGGGGUGUUUAGUCUUAUAUAGUACAUUUACCAGUAUUAACACUGAAUGGUAAACAUUUGAACACUCACAGUGUUAAAUAAAACAAAUGGCUGCAUCCUAGUUGUGUACUACAUAUUAAUACUAU
Molecule: messenger RNA, 3481 nt
Organism: Astyanax mexicanus (Mexican tetra)
Lineage: Eukaryota; Metazoa; Chordata; Actinopteri; Characiformes; Acestrorhamphidae
Gene: supt7l
Product: SPT7 like, STAGA complex subunit gamma
Exons: 5
Coding region: 118-1374 (418 amino acids)
Cellular component (GO): SAGA complex
Molecular function (GO): transcription coactivator activity; protein heterodimerization activity
Source: RefSeq, a predicted model, not a curated record